Messenger RNA from Acipenser ruthenus (sterlet), 2564 nucleotides. RefSeq names its product protein SSUH2 homolog. The coding region runs from base 889 to 2097 and encodes 402 amino acids. The record is from RefSeq and is a predicted model, not a curated record. Lineage: Eukaryota; Metazoa; Chordata; Actinopteri; Acipenseriformes; Acipenseridae. The transcript is spliced from 13 exons.
UGUUCCAUAUUAUAGAAGCUAUGGGGGGAAUUGUGUAUUGUAAGAUCUUACUGAACAUUAGUUCAGUUCCUCUUUUUGGGCUGAACCAUUUCUCUUUAUCUGGUCAUGUACACACCUCCACUCGAACCUAUAAAAUAGCACUUAGUUUGACAAAAUAGUGAGCCACAGACAGAGGACAAAACACAGAACCAGCUGACCUUUUUCCAAAGCUACCUGCUGUUGAAAUACAGACGCCCGCCGCCUGUGCUCCCACCAGAAUCUGGGGUAAUAUACAUGUUCAUUGUUAUACUUGCUGCUUAUAUAAUUUAAUGCAUUUAUAUAGACUCAUUGUUGUGCUUUCUUCCUGCCCCCAUGCGUUCUGUAUUGGUUAUAAUGGGCUAAUUUGGGGUGCUGCUGCUCGUGGGGUACGGCUUGCUCAAUAAAAUAGUUAGUGUUUUGCAGAAAGGAGACGAUAAGCUAUCUAGGGAUACUUUGAUAUUUAGUGAGCAAGGUGUCUAAGGUGGGUAAAUGGGGCGAAAUAAGCGGGUAAUAAAGGGUAGCGCUAUGCUGCUGAUACAGAUUUGUUAUUAAUAUUUUCUUUUUUUUAUUUAAAGAAGGAGCGAUUAUUUUUUAAAUAGUAGCAAUAUAUUAAUUGAGCAAGAUGUGUAAGUGAGUUAAAACACACAGAAAAAGGAUACGCUGCUUUGUCAACUAAACCGCCAAUAAGGAACCGGGAAUAAGUAACCAACUUCCAGGUGGUUUCUAAGGACUCACUUCCAAUUUAGCAGAAGGGGUAAAACACUGCAAGUCGCUCCAGCCGAACAAGUUAAAUCAUGUGGGUGGGACUGGAAGUGAGACCAAUACAGAGCAGAAGUAUUAUUUCUUUUGACGAAACUCUUCAAGUCGGUUAUGGAAAGUAACCCAUUGUUGAGGUCUUCUUAUGGAAUCAUGUACCCUAACCAAAGGUCUUCUUAUGGAAGCAUGUACCCAGGAUCACAGUUGCCGGCAGCAGUUGGACACCCAGCUGUGUUGGCACCCCAGAACCCCCCAUACGGCGGGCUAGCAGCCCCCUCUGCGAGAAUGUUCGACACAGUGCCAGGAUACGAAGGCACGUCACCAGAAGGAAGUGGAGGAGGAUUCCUUCCCCCUCCGGAUGCAGGUUUACCCGACCCUCCUAGAGAGCCUGCCCCUGUUCAAACAGAGUGGAACAUCCCUUCUAUAUCUGAAGAUACUGCCAGAGAUGCUCUGGUCCAGUAUGCCUCCAGUAAAUGCUGUUACAGUACUGAUCCUGCAGAACAGUUAGUGUUCUCAAACCUCGAGGCUCACAACACUUACAGGUAUCGCCUGGAGACCUUUACUGAAUCCAGAUCAACUGAAUGGGCUCAUGAGGCGUAUAGAGGUCAGCCUGUGGAUGCAUACACUCAGCCUCCUCCUGCUCCAUGGGUCAUACCAGCCAAGGCACCCACCAUGUUUAAAGAUGCAACACAGGAAAUUAAAAUCCCUAAUACAGCUUAUGUUAAGCCAUGCCACACCUGUACGGGAACGGGUAAGACACCUUGCACUAAAUGCACAGGAUGUGGAAGUAAGCAAUGCUGGGUGUGCAGUGGUUCUGGAGUCCGCGCAGGUGGUGAAAGCUGCCACCAUUGCAAAGGCACUGGCCGCACUAACUGUGAUGGCUGUAAAGGCACUGGAUUGAACUCUUGUGACACCUGCAAAGGAAAAGGACAACUGCUGGUCUAUAUUAAACUGAAAAUAAAAUGGAAGAACAAUAUGGACGACUUUGUAGGAGACCAGCAGUCUGGAUUUCCAGUCAGUCGGGUCAGCGCGGUAACUGGAAAAAAGGUUUUUGUUGAAAAACAGCAUCUGGUGUAUCCCGUUGUAGGUUUUCCAGACCCUGCCAUUAGCCGGGCUGCUAAGAGACUGGUGAGGCAGCACCAUGACAAGUUUGCUCCUACAUGCCGUAUUCUUCAGCAGCGGCAAACCAUUGAGCUGAUUCCCAUCACCAAAGCAAGCUACAGCUUUCAAGAGAAGGAGUACACUUACUUUGUCUACGGAGCUGAGCAUAAAGUCUACACAGAGGACUAUCCUGGAAAGUGUUGCUGCUGUACUAUUAUAUGAAUUUAUAUCUAAAAAAAAAAAAAAAGUUUAACCAUUCAUAAUGUGAAUGUUUUAAAUUCUACUUCACAGUUCUAAAAAUAUAUUUAAAAAGUAUAUAUAAAAAUGUGAGUGAAUUUUAGACGUAAAAAUAUAUGCAUGUUAGACCAUUGAAUACUAGAAGUUAAUUAAGAUAAUUUUAAUAUAAUUUUAUAUUCCAAUUUGUAAACUCUGUACUGAUUUUUUUUUUUAAAUCUGUCUCAUUUGAUUUAACCUAAGAACUUAAUAUUGUGACAGUUUUAAUAAAUAUAUUUUUUUUAAUAUUUCAUAAAUCAAUGUUAUAUUCAUUAUUUUGUAUUCAUAGCCGACCUUUGUUUUGCAUACAAGUGGAUACAAAUAUUUGGUUUGCAAAAUAUUUCAAGUUGGAAUUGUAUGUCACUAAAAUUGUUAUUAUUUAAAACAAAUGAAAUGGACUAUUAGUUACUCACAAA